AUGGUGGACGUAAUAGAUCCAGGUGUGGUAAAAACUGGUGCGUAUAAAUACGAAGAUGGAACUAAAUACGUGGGUGAAUGGAAUUCGAAGGGGCAGAAACAUGGAAUGGGGCAUCUGGUGUUGCCUGAUGGAACUCGGUACGACGGUUCGUUGAUGGGUGGUCUAUGUUCGGGUCUAGGAAUCAUGGCAUUCCCUGAUGGAGCUAAAUAUGAAGGUGAGUUCAUGCAAGGCUGGUUUCAUGGACAUGGUGUGUUUUGGCGCGCUGACGGCAUGAAAUUUGAAGGAGAGUUCCGUGGUGGACGUGUUUGGGGUCUCGGCCUUGUGACGUUUAGUGAUGACAGCAACGGUUUCCCUCGCAACGAAGGUUUCUUCCAAGACUGUCGCCUGGUACGUCGUAAGCGUUGCCCUGAAGUGGUUCAACGAGCUCAGAAAGUGGCGUACAUGGCUCGUGCCCAAUGCCAACAUAUUUAG
This is a messenger RNA of Arctia plantaginis, 471 nucleotides long. The record is from the annotation of a GenBank genome assembly. Lineage: Eukaryota; Metazoa; Arthropoda; Insecta; Lepidoptera; Erebidae.